Molecule: messenger RNA, 2376 nt
Organism: Caenorhabditis angaria
Lineage: Eukaryota; Metazoa; Nematoda; Chromadorea; Rhabditida; Rhabditidae
Source: the annotation of a GenBank genome assembly
AUGGCUUUCAAGUAUAAUUCUGUAGAGCUCGAAAAUAUUGAGAAUCGUGGAAAACUUAUCCAAUUUCUGAAUUGCAGAGUUUUUCGCAACGAUCAGAUCAAGUUCGAUCAUCUUUGGGUGAGUUUUCAUGUUUUUUAUAUUGCAUAGUUUGAAAUUUUCAAAUUUCUUGUAAAUUUCCAGGUUAGAGAUGGGCGAAUUGUCGACGAAACUGUUUUAUUUUUCGACGAAGGAAAAGAAGCCGACAUCCAAGUUGAUUGUUGUGGUCUCAUUCUCUCUCCAGGAUUUAUUGAUUUACAAUUGAAUGGUAAGUUUCACACAUAAAUUUUUGUUUUUUUCCUGUCAAAUUUUGAUAAUCAAAAAUUUCACAAUUCCUUUUCCCUUUUCAUUUUUUGCUGUGACUCAUUCCAAUUUGUCCAGCUGUGAAAAAAUCUAUCGAAAAAAAAUAACUAAACACAUAUUUAGGCGGGUUUGGAAUCGAUUUUUCCACCUACACUACAAACUAUGCAGAUGAUGUAUCAAAAGUGGCGAAGAAUUUAUUGGCACAUGGAGUCACCAGUUUUGCACCAACUAUUAUAACAAGUACAUCAGAUGUCUAUCACAAGGUUAGUUCUAGUUCUUAUAAUUUUGUUCCAAAUAGUACUUUUGCCCUUAUCUUCUUUUUUUCCAAAAAUAAUCAAUGCAUGUAUUAGAUUAUGUUAUCAAUGUGUAAAAUGCUGCUCCCUUUUGUCUUUUUUUUUCAUAGAAAAUCUCAAAAAACAGUUCAAUGACCAUUUGUCUGCGUCUCUGUCGCCAACAUAGUCUCUUUCACUUUCUGUGUUUAUUUUUCGUUUCUUUUCUCCGUUCGCCCUCAAUUUUCCUUCAUUUUCUUGUUUUUUUUUCCUUUCUUUUGUCCACUUUGGAGGUUUGAUUUUUGCUGUUGUAUUUUCAGAGCGAAAUGUACAUUGUUUCGCAAUAAUUAAAAUAUCUGGUUUAUUGAAACAAAGAUUUUUGAAUGACUUCAUUGCGAAACUGUUGACAAGAAAGAAAAUUGGUCAUAUGUUCCUUUAAAAUUCACUACAGUAUGUUCAAGUCUAUGUAAAAAACCGUAUUAAGUUUUAAAGGAACAUUUUCCUACAUUUUCAUUUUCUACCAAAAUUCUAUUCAUCCAUUCAUUAUAAAUACAAAAAAUAUGUAGACGCAGAGUGUUGAAGGGUUCGCUAUGCACUUGUUUUCGUCUCUCUGUAUUUCUCUAUUCACUCUGUUCUUUUCUCCUGUUUUUAUUCGAAUUGAUCGAAUUAUUCAUUCAUUUCUAGGUUCUUCCAUUGCUCAAGAAAUCGAAUGGUUGUGCUGAAAAUGGUGCGGGAAUUGUUGGAGCGCAUUUGGAAGGACCAUUCAUUUCGGCCGAGAAACGAGGAUGUCACCCGAAAAAUUUUGUGAUUUCGAGUUUUGGAGAGAAUGUUGAGGAGACUAUCAAGAAUGUGAGUUUACUAUUUUUAUUGUGAAAUUAUUUCAACAUUUGUUUAUCUUUAGACGUAUUCAAGUUUCGAGAACAUUGCAAUCGUAACCUUGGCUCCAGAAUUAGAAGGAUCUGACAAAGCAAUUGAAUAUCUGACAAAUCAAGAAAUCACAGUUUCAGUUGGACAUUCUUCAGCUAACUUAGAACACGGGGAAAAUGCGAUAAAUCAUGGAGCAAAAAUGAUAACUCAUUUGUUUAAUGCAAUGCAAGCUGUAAGUUUAUAUUGUGGAAUUCAAAACGAUCAAUAUUUUUGUUUUGUUUAGUAUCAUCAUAGAGAUCCAGGACUUAUUGGUUUAUUGACUUCGGAAAAUGGAAGAAAAGUGAGCUAUGGAAUUAUUUCCGAUGGAAUUCAUACACAUGAUUCAGCAUUAAGAAUUGCUCACAGGUCAGGAGAUCUAGGAAGAAUUUUAUUUAUGAAAAAAUAUUCCAGAACAAAUGCCGAUGGAAUGAUCCUUGUGACCGAUGCAAUUGCAGCACUUGGAAUGUCUGAUGGAAUUCAUAAACUUGGAUCUCAAACUAUAAAUGUGAAUGGGUUACACGCUAUUUUGCAAGGAACAAAUACAACUGCUGGAAGUGUUGCAAAUAUGCCAUUUUGUAUUCGACAUUUGAUUAAAACUACACAUUGUUCAGUUGAAUAUGCGUUGAAAUGUGCCACUGAAAAACCUGGUAACUUUUUUGAAGAACCAUUGGAGCUGGAGCUUGAUUUCCAGUUUAAAAAUGUGAUUUUUAAAUUUAAAUUUUCAGCCCAACUUAUCGGAAUUCAAAAUGAGAAAGGAGUUUUGUCAGUGGGAAAUCUUGCUGACAUCGUUUUACUCGACGAAAACAUCGAAGUUAAGGCAACAUUCUGCGCUGGACAACGAGUUUUCAAUGGCAACUUAUAA